UUACAUUAUAACCACCAGCAUUAAAACUAUGCCGUUUAUCUUUUUUAAAGAUAUUUCUUGUUUAGAUUUCAUUUUGUUAUUUAUAUAAUUGCCUUAUGUAUGACAAAACUUGAGAUGCCAUUCUCUUCUGUAUUCAUCCAUAAAUAAUAUCUUAUACAAUUAUGUGUUUGUUUGUAAUGUUUUGUAUUAUGUAUUUCUACACUUGAAAAUGAUAUCUGCAUUUUAAAUAUUAAUUUAUUAGAUGUUAAGGAGAAAGAAGAGGACUCCAAGAGAGGAGCUCGCUGCAGUAAAUUUGUAUAAAAUUGGAGAUGUGGUAUGUGCCAAUAUGAAAGGUUACCCAAAUGGUUGGCCCGGUAUUGUCACCAGGCUUUCUGGUGACAACAUCACUGUCUACUUUAAAAGUGAUAAUGAUGAAUUCACUUUGAGUAAGAAGAACAUUAAACCGUUUCAUCUGGAUGAAACAGAGAUGAACAAGAUUGAAAAAAAAGUAAAACCGAAGUUUCAAAAUGCAUUUCUAAGUGACUAUGAGUGGGCAAAAGGGAUAUUCAUUGAGAAGUCCAAACCAGACACUCAGACACAGACAGAUAAGGACACAACGUCUCAGAUGGGAUCCUCAGCUAUGGUCAUAUGUUUUAGUGGAAUGAAUCAUAAUGAAGAGAAAAAUAUCAUAAAGUUUUGCUGCAAAAGAAAAAUACAGUACAGCCAUAGCUUUAGCCAAGACAUCACACAUGUUGUAAUGAAGACUGAUCCUGUCGGAAGCCGUAUGUGUGACCGUUCCCUGAAGUUUUUCAAAGGUAUAUGUAAAAAUUGCUGGGUCCUUGAUUACCAGUGGAUAUUGGACAGUGUGUCUUCCGGUCAUCUUUUACCAGAGGAGGACUUUGAAGUGAUAGGAGAUAUGGUCACUAAUAAAAUACACUAUGGGCCCAGAAAGUCACGUUUGACAGAAUCACCACUUUUGAAAGGCUAUGAAGUAUUCUGCUUUGGAAAAGCAAAUUAUAUAUCAAAAGGUGAUCUUGAGGAUCUAGUGACUGGGUGUGGCGGUUCUUUGCUAGAUCCUGCAAAACAGUUAACAUCUGACAGUCGGAAACUUGCUGUGGCAUGUGUGGAUGAGUUAUUUAACUAUGAUCAGACACAAGUGACCUCUAUCAAAAAGGGAUUAAAAACAGUUUCUCAUGACUGGUUGUUGGACUCAAUCACGGUCUAUAAAGUGCAAAAUUUAGAUGAAUACCUCAUUACUGAUAAGAAGGUGCAGAAUGGCGAAACAGAUGAGAUGGAUGUUGGGGUUUAUGAAGACAACAGUGAUGUGGAUCCUCAUUACCAGCCUAUAUCAGAUGAAUACCUCAUUACUGAUAAGAAGGGGCAGAAUGGCGAAACAGAUGAGAUGGAUGUUGGGGUUUAUGAAGACAACAGUGAUGUGGAUCCUCAUUACCAGCCUAUAUCAGAUGAAUACCUCAUUACUGAUAAGAAGGGGCAGAAUGGUGAAACAGAUGAGAUGGAUGUUGGGGUUUAUGAAGACAACAGUGAUGUGGAUCCUCAUUACCAGCCUAUAUCAGAUGAAUACCUCAUUACUGAUAAGAAGGGGCAGAAUGGUGAAACAGAUGAGAUGGAUGUUGGGGUUUAUGAAGACAACAGUGAUGUGGAUCCUGAGUACCAGCCUAUAUCAGAUGUGGAGGACCAGAGCACUGAUGCUGAGGAAGUCUACUUAGAGAGGGAAGCACAGGUCAUUACUGGAUUGAAAGGCAAGAAAAGAAAAAGGAGAGACAAAAGUAACAAUCAUUCAGAUUUUGAAGGCCAGGAUGAAAAAAGGAAUAGAGAUGGGAAAAGGAAUAGCAUGGUUGACAUAGUUUCAGAUAGUGAUUCUGAUGCAAAUUCAGAAGUGUUUCCAAUUCUGAAUGGCAUUCAAGAAAAAAAGAAGCAGAAAUCGGAUAUAAAUGUCCAAAUGGCUCACAAUAAUGGCAAAAAAAGAAAGUGGGACAAACAGCACUACUGUAUGUAUUGUGGCAAAGGUAGUACAAACAUCAGAAAACAUUAUUUCUCUAAAAAGCAUAUAUCUGAAAGCCAGGUCCAGCGAGUUAUGAGCUUUCCAUUACACUCCAAGGAAAGAACCCUGGCAUUAGAGGAGCUUAGAAAUGCUGGAGACUAUAAACAUAAUUAUGAAGUGAUAAAAAGUGGGGAAGGAGUACUUGUACCUUGGAGAAAUGUGACUGAGGAAACAGCAGCAUCCGAAAUGUUACCUUGCGAGUAUUGUUUAGCAUUCUUUAUGAAAACCGAGCUCUGGAGACAUCAUGCUGUAUGCAAGUUCAGGAAAACCUCAGAUCGAAAGAAGUACAGAAAAGUUUCCGGCAAAGCAACUCACCUGCUACCAUGUGAAAUAGAAGUAUCGGAGGGCUUUAAGACCACUAUUCUGGCAAAAAUGUCAGGGGAUCAAGUAUCUUUGGUGUCUAGAAAUGAUGGGAUCAUAACCAAACUUGGAGAAAAACUUUUUAAUAAGCAUGGUCAUUUAGAACAUAUGCACAACUACAUUGGACAAAAGAUGAGAGAGAUGGCCCGUCUGCUUAUUUGUAUUAGAGAAGAAGAUUCUGAAAUAACAACCAUUGAAGAUCUAAUUGACCCCAAGCAUUUUCCUCUUGCACUCAGAUGUACACAAAAAUUAUGUGGAUAUGAAGAGGAAACCAACACAUACAGAAAUCCUUCAUUGGCUCUGAAACUUGGAUAUUCCCUUAAGAAAUGUGGAUCUAUUAAAAAAGCAAAUGGGUUGAUUGAAGAAAAUGAGGAAAAACGAAAAAAAGCAGAGGAUUUCAUUGCUGUCCAUGAAUUAAUGUGGCCGAAUGACAUUUCAAGUGCUGCAUUGACAACACUGAAGGCAGGAAAAUGGAACAAGCCGUCUCCCCUUCCUCUUACAGAAGAUGUGUCCAAACUUCAAAAAUUUGUCAAGGAAAAAUUAAAGGAUCUAUCUGCCUCAUUGAGUGAUGGAAUUGAAAACUCAAACCCGGAAAGGAAUGUGUAUUCUCAACUCUCAGAAAUUGCACUGAUAAAGCUUGUAAUGUUUAAUAGAAGGAGGGGUGGUGAAGCAGAGAGGCUAACUAUCGAGGCCUAUCAGCAAAAGAGUGGAAACAAUGCUCCCAUCAAGGAUAUUGAGGACUCCUUAACACCAGUCGAAAAGAAAAUGUGCUCUCUUUUCCAAAGGGUUGAAAUUCGUGGUAAGAAGGGUCGUAAGGUGCCAGUGCUGCUUACAAAAGACCUGAUAGAAGCGAUUGACUUGCUACUCAAAGCUAGGGAGAAAGUUGGAGUCAGCAAAGAUAACCCUUUCAUAUUUGCAAGGAUGAACUAUGGCUCGAACAAAGCAAUCCGUGCAUCAGAUGCAUUAAGGAAAUAUGCAAAAAUGAGUGGGGUAGAAAAGAUUGAAAAUAUAACCUCAACAAAACUGAGAAAGCACAUUGCAACUGUCAGUCAGAUCAUGAACUUAGGAAGCACAGAUUUGGAACAACUGGCAACAUUCAUGGGUCACGAUAUUGAAAUUCAUAGAUCAUUCUAUAGAUUGCCAGAAUCUACCAUCCAAGUGGCAAAACUCGGGAAAUUUCUACUAGCUUUGGAUUCUGGAGACGUCAGUAAAUACAGUUCUUGCACUCUUGAUGAUGUCACUCUAAAUGACGAUGAUGUUGCUGUAGAUGAUGAAGAGGAUGGGGAAGAUAUGGAGGAAGCCUCAGAUUCAGAUCCUGGAGAUUCUGAUAGCUCGGAGCAAGUUGCAUCCGGAUCCAGUUCUACUACUCAAUCAAAGCCCAGUCAUUCCAUAGGGAAAGGUCGUCUCAUCUUAAAUGCUGAACAGAUUACGUGCUUGAAGCAAUUGUUUAAAGACAACAUUGUAAUGCGAAAAGAAUUAAAAUUGAAAGAUUGCACCAAUGCUAUUGCAAAAGAAGAAUGUUUGAAUGGUUUAGAUUGGAAGAAAGUUAAGAACACUGUGCACAAUUGGAUAAUGAAUGAAAAGAAAAAAACAAAAGCAUUGAUCAAAAAGCAUUGAUCAAAUGGACCAAUGAUGUCACUGACUUUUUCAAAUGACAGUUCGUUGUCAAGUCACAGUUUGAGUUUGGGGUUGUGUGUAUUUUUCACUUGUUAACUUUUUCACAAAAUGAGCAUAUAUGAUCAGAGAUCAAAGCCAACAUCAUGAUUUACUUAAUAUUUUGUUGCAUUUAAAGAAAGAGUUCACAAAAAUACACAAAUUUACGAUGGGUAAUUUGCAAAUAAACAAAUACAAAGAAUUUUAAAUCUAAUUGAUUUUGAUUUGCUUGAUGCUUUGGCAAUGUUUAACACUUGUGAAAUGCACUUUUUUGGUAUUAAGUUAAUGUUUUGGCAAACUAGAUAUUUGUCGAGUUGUGUUUAAGCUUAAUGGAUUAAUCGUCAUUUUUAUCAAUGCAUGGUUGUCAGACUUACCAAAUCAGUGUAUGAACAUCUUUUAAUUCAGAUACUGAAUUAUAGUUAUGUGUUUCUUUCAAAAAGUUUUCAAAAGUUUUGUUUUCUACAAUAAUACAUCAAUAUGUUGAUCAUUUCUUACAAAAACUGAUAACAAUGGCAUGUUUUUGUGCUUGUUUUAGCCUUGAUCAGAUGGAGAUAUAUAAUGUUUUUGAAUUGUCCAUUUUCUAUUGCUUAAUGACUAAUGAAUCAACAAUUUCAGUCAUUGAGGGUCUUCUUUCCAUAAACGAUACUUGUUUAACUGCUAUUUCUGUAGGAGUUAACUUAAUGGGUCUUUACUAGUGCCCUUCAGUGUUGUGACUAAUAAGAAAAACAAAAAGGUCGUUGGAUGCCAUCUUGGAUAUUUAAUGAAUGUUUGUUAUUAGUAUUUCUCGGAAGACAGACUCGAUUUUCAGUACAAUUUUUGUAUGUUCUUAUUAAUCAGAGCUAUUUUUUUUUACAUUUCACACAUUGGUUUCCAUUUUUCUUUAUUCUGCUGACAAAAAGAACAACAGGGAAACAAUCAAGAGGGCAUCAAGAUUUCCUGGUAUUUUGAUUUUUUGAUCAGUCGACUUGUUAUUAAGCAUAGAUAUCACAGUUUUUUUGUCAGUCUUGUCUUAUUUCUCUUGCACAUUUGAAAAAAUCUGUUCACUUUAAGGUUGAAAAUAAAAGCCCAUAGAAUGUUU
Messenger RNA from Pecten maximus, 5132 nucleotides. RefSeq lists its product as uncharacterized. Gene Ontology annotation, molecular function: DNA binding. The transcript has 12 exons. NCBI's taxonomy places the organism in Eukaryota, Metazoa, Mollusca, Bivalvia, Pectinida, Pectinidae. The record is from RefSeq and is a predicted model, not a curated record. Gene Ontology annotation, biological process: DNA recombination; DNA integration. The coding region runs from base 242 to 4018 and encodes 1258 amino acids.